CACAUCAUCGUUUUCUCAUGCCAUUCGCCGCGGAGUCCCAACCUGACAACCUCCACCCUCCCCUCCCGUCCCAAAUGGCUGAUCAGUUUAGGCCAUGGCAGUUCAUCCCCGACGACAUCCUGGAUUUGGUCGUCCGCCGCAUCCCGUGCGAGGUUGAUCGGCUUCACGCGGGUCGCGCCUGCCGAUCCUGGCGCUUGGGCCUCGUGAAUCACAAGCCCCCGGCGCCGCCUCUGCCGCUCCCGUGGCUCCUCCUCCCGGAGACGGAAGCGGAUAGGGACGGGCCUACCUUCUGCUGCGUCCUCAGCGGCUGGCGCGCCCACCCCUUCUUCCUCCCGCACGCCGCGCGCAGCGCGCGCUACUUCGGUUCGUAUGAUGGCGUUUGGCUCUUCCUCGCGGUCGACGGCCAGGGCUACCGAGCUCAUGAUCAUGUCCUCGUCAACCUCCACAAGUUUCAGUUCCUCGAUCUCCCCAACGUGGUCCGCAUCGACCUCAGGUUCCCACAAGUACUGAUGGACAUCGAGAUCGCCAUCGUCGCCGUCACUCUCUCGCGCCAGCCAACCGAACAAGGAUGCAUCGCCGCCGGUAUCAUCGAGCUUGAGCCAUUCCCCGGCCCCGCUGGCGUGCGGGUAAUCGCGUUCUGGCGCAUGGGCGAUCGGGUGAUCUUACCUUUCUACGAUGAUGUGUGCCCGGAAGGAGUGGAGGACGUCAUAUACCACGAAGGCCUCUUCCUCUUCCUCACCCCAGAUGAAGACAUUCGUGCGUGUGGAGAGCCGGUUUUCCUUGAAGCCAGCGUGCAUGUGGGCUCGAUCCUGUUUCACGUCGAGCCACGCGGUGACGACGCCGGCGAGACGGUCCUCGCUCGCUACCUCUUCCGGUCAAGAGGGUGGGUGCUCAUGGUCGUCAGGUUAAGCUCUGCGCUUCACUACUUGCCGACAUCGUCGUUCCGGGUGUUCGAAUUUGUAAUCCAUUCGAGCAGCACCGGCGUGUGCGUGAACACUUGGAACAAGCUGGAAAAGCUCGAUGGCCGAAUGCUGUUCGUCGGACGGGGCUGCUCCAGAUCCUACGACGCCGGCGACGGGUACCCCGGCAUGGAGGAGGGCGUCUACUUCUUGGAUGACGGGAGCUUCCACGAGCCGGUCUUCCACCACUUCCCCUUCCCGGCGUCCGCCCAUGCUGCCUACCGUUGCUGCGACAACGGCAAAUGGUCGGAAGCAUCUUCCCAGGUCGAACGCUGCUUCCCGGAGCGAGGCCCGUCGAAACACUCGCCUCCGGUUUGGAUUCUCCCUUGAGGCGACAGGGCUGUGGCAACGUCGUUGCUCAUAAGCCCAAGUUAGUUUGUGCUGCGAUCAUGCUUAAUUCGUUGCCAUGUUGUUGAUAAAUUUGCUUUACAGUUGUUUGGCUCUUUCGUUCUGAGACCUUUUGAGUUUCUGUUGGCAUGUUUCGAUGAAUUUGGUUUUUAUUUUGCUCGACACGCAGUUCAAGAUUUCUUUACUCUGUAAUGAAGUUACAAUCUCCGCGUCUCUGGAAUAUUACAGUUCUACAGAUCCGUACACCCUUGUCAUCU
Oryza brachyantha (malo sina) is the source of this 1564-nucleotide messenger RNA. RefSeq lists its product as uncharacterized. The transcript has a single exon. The record is from RefSeq and is a predicted model, not a curated record. Bases 18 to 1289 code for a protein of 423 amino acids. NCBI's taxonomy places the organism in Eukaryota, Viridiplantae, Streptophyta, Magnoliopsida, Poales, Poaceae.